UAUUGAAUAUCCAGAACUGUAUUUUUGUCCAAAAAUCUUCAGAGUUCUUAGAACUUAGAACCAGAGAAAGUACCGAAGAAAAUUGAAUUUGCAUUCGUCUUAUGUGACGAAAACAACACGAAUUCAGAACAAAUGCAACACUCAUCUUCAAACCCUAAUUCCAGUUCCAUCCCCAAUCCUCACAAUGCAACCACCGCGUCCAAAUUUCCCCCACCGCCACCUCCAUCCACGGCAACCACAACCGCCGCCUGCAAACCCUCCAUGUUCCCGCGCCCCGGCGGAAAUGGCGGCCCCCUCCACCGGAGAGCUCACUCCGAGGUCAGUUUCCGGUUGCCGGACGACAUGAUGGACUUGUCCCCGUCCGAUCCGUUCACCGGCGGAUCGUCUACGGCGAGCCUAGAUGAGAUCGGAUCCGAGGAUGACCUGUUCUCGACAUACAUUGACAUGGAUAAGCUCGGAGGUUCAAACGAUUUGGGAGACGGUGGAGUAGAUCCGGUGAGGAAUGAUGAGCAGGAGAAGAACCAAGGGAGGUCGAGGCAUAGGCAUAGUAGUUCGGUGGAUGGUUCUUCGUCGUUUGGGGAGAUUAUGGAUGGGAAGAAAGCUAUGCCUCCUGAUAAGCUGGCUGAGCUUUGGUCUAUUGAUCCCAAGCGGGCGAAAAGAAUACUUGCGAAUCGACAAUCUGCUGCUCGUUCAAAAGAGAGAAAGGCUCGCUAUAUACAUGAACUAGAGCGCAAAGUUCAGACCCUACAGACUGAAGCUACAACUCUUUCUGCCCAACUGACAUUAUACCAGAGAGACACAACAGGUCUGAGUAAUGAAAAUACAGAGCUUAAGCUCCGUCUGCAAGCCAUGGAGCAACAAGCACAUCUCCGUGAUGCUCUUAAUGAUGCAUUAAAGAAAGAAGUUGAGAGACUGAAGGUUGCUACUGGAGAUAUAAUGAGCCACACUGAAUCUUUCAAUCUUGGUAUGCGCCAGAUGCCAUUUACAGAAUCAAAUUUCCUUCCCAUUUCACCACAACCAGGUCAUUCGGGUCACCGUAACAUCCAGUUGCCACUAUUUGGUCACUCCCCAUCUAGUAUGGCAACUCAUCAACUGCAACAAACAAAUUCUCAUUCAUUUUCAGAAUUAUUGCAAAGUGAUCAGAUUGGUCGUUUUCAAGGACUUGAUAUUAGCAGCAAAGGAACAACCGUUGUUAAGUCUGAAGAUCCCUCUCUUUCUGCGAGUGAGAGUAGCACUACAUUUUGAAUUUGAUAUUACUCGCUUGACCUGCUAACUUAUCCUUGGCAUUCGUUGUUCGUUGCGUUGACCUCCAGUCAACUUAUGUACUUCAUGAAGUAUAUUAAUCCAUUCAGAUUGAGGAUUAAAUUAAUUAUUUGUUUUUUGGGUGCUCGCCAAAAAGGGGAAGCGCCCUAGAGUUUUACUGCGAAGAUCACAUAAUCAUGUUUCAGCAUGUGUUUCUGGCUGCUAGAAUAUUGGGAAUGGAAAGGUCAUUCUCACUGUAUCAUUGUAUUUUGGGGUGUAUGGAUUCCCCUCUGUUCAUUUGUAUCAUCAUUUACUUGUAGCAUGUAAACUGUGAUUUAUUAUUUUAUUUCACCUCAUUGACACUCCAUGGAA
Vicia villosa (hairy vetch) is the source of this 1614-nucleotide messenger RNA. Its product is annotated as transcription factor RF2b-like. Gene Ontology annotation, cellular component: nucleus. The transcript is spliced from 4 exons. Gene Ontology annotation, biological process: regulation of DNA-templated transcription. Gene Ontology annotation, molecular function: DNA-binding transcription factor activity. The coding region runs from base 133 to 1245 and encodes 370 amino acids. NCBI's taxonomy places the organism in Eukaryota, Viridiplantae, Streptophyta, Magnoliopsida, Fabales, Fabaceae. The record is from RefSeq and is a predicted model, not a curated record.